Molecule: messenger RNA, 1264 nt
Organism: Elgaria multicarinata webbii
Lineage: Eukaryota; Metazoa; Chordata; Lepidosauria; Squamata; Anguidae
Gene: NSMCE1
Product: NSE1 homolog, SMC5-SMC6 complex component
Exons: 8
Coding region: 306-1109 (267 amino acids)
Biological process (GO): double-strand break repair via homologous recombination
Cellular component (GO): nucleus; Smc5-Smc6 complex
Molecular function (GO): ubiquitin-protein transferase activity
Source: RefSeq, a predicted model, not a curated record
GCCGGCGGGACCAGCGGCCGCUUUGGAAGCCCCGGCCUGCCUGCCUCGCGUAGAAGUGGCUGGCGUCGCUCCAGUCUGUGCUGCGAGCGGAAGCCCUGAAGCCUGCCUGCCUGCCUGCCUGCCUUCGACCGGCUCUGAGCCUGCCACAGCGUCGCUCUCCUUCCCAGCGCGGGAGCUUGCCGGGGCCUGGCAGUCCGCCUGCCCCGGCGGCUGCUCUGCUACUCUUUCCGCGGGGAGGGCGAGGCGUUCCGCUCCUUCUGCCAGGUGAAACCUAAGUGUGGCUGCUGACACCGUCUGUGCAUCCCAUGCCCAGAGCAACGAUGACUGUCCCAAUGAGCGAUGCCCACCGGCACUUCCUGCAAGCCCUCCUGGCCCUUGGCAUAGUGGAAAGAUCAGAAGCCCGGAAGUUGCACCAGCAGUGUUGUGAGCUACACAAGGUCUACUAUGUGCAAGAUAAACUGGACGAUUUCAUCAAUUUUGUGAAUGUUCAACUACAGCAUUUGUUUAUGGAGAUCCGGAAAGGCCUGUCGGAAGAAAAUGGGAGAACAUACUAUGCUUUGGUGAACCUGGCAGAAACUGAAUUCACCAAAAUGGCAAGCAACUAUUCUGAAAAUGAACUAGAGUUGUUCAAAAAGACAAUGGACCUGAUUGUAUUGUCUGGAAGUGGCUUUGCAUCCUCCACAGAUAUUCUCAACUCAGCUGACCGGCUGAAACCAAAGAAGAUGAAGAAAAGAGAGGCAGAACAAUUACUACAGAAUCUGGUGCAGAACAAGUGGCUUCGUGAGAAAGAGGGGGAGUACACACUGCACACGCGCUGCGUCCUGGAGCUGGAGCAGUACAUCCUCUGCCAUUACCAAGGCUCUGCCCGGAAGUGCCACAUAUGCCAUAGCCUCUCCAUUCAGAGCCAAAUGUGUGAGGAUUGUGGGAUUGCAAUGCACUUGCCUUGCCUUGCCAAAUACUUUGGAGCACAAACAGAACCCCGUUGCCCUCAUUGCAAACAGUUUUGGCCUCACCGGAUUCCAGAGAUCAACCCAGGAGGUCCUCAUCUGUCAUCAAGCACCCCAAAGGAGACCAGAAAGGCUCCCUCAAUGGGCACAAGGCAACGCUAGAAGCAUCUGCAUCUUCAUGGCAUGCCUGGAGCAGCAGCUUCUUUCUAGAGGAGUGAAGGUGCAGCUGGGACACCGGCCUGGCGGUGACAAGAGUCACUGUUCUGUUCCUUAAUUUUAAAGUUUGAAAUACAAGUCUUUUACUCGUUUUCUCAAUA